CAAAAGCACCGGUGGUGGGGUGUGCGAGAUAGUCAAUGCCUCGUGGUCCGGUCGCCUUUCAGUGUCGGCCGUUCUCCUCGUCCGGGAUGUCGUUUUGUCUUUUUCCGGUCUGUUGCAUUCGUUGCUUCCACAAUUCUUCGGCACCGAUCGUCGAACAGUGAUCAAUACAUUUAUCGGAGACACACGACUCGUGGCGCGAGUCUCUUAUCCAAACUUUUCACUCAGAAUUUCAAUUAUAAAUCAACGAACAGAAAUUCGAUUUUAUUUUUUCACAAGUGCACUGAGAACACAUUACAUCGCCAUCGUUUUUAAUAAUUCAGUGACUCCGCGUUUAUUCACGUGUGAACGUCACGGAGAUUGAAAAUAUUUGUUGAAGGAACGUGUAUAAAGAAAGGUGUUCCUCGAGUAUCGAACUCGUUAAUCGUCUGCAUGGUACCAAUUCACUUGUCAUAACGUUCUCUAAUAUUACUUGAAUGUGAUGUAAACACUGUUGGUGUGCUCGGGAGAGAGAGAGAGAGAGAGAGAGAGAGAGAGAGAGAGACAGUUUCGAAUCGAUAACGCCACGUGCUUCCUUGCUAAAUUAAUGAAAAAACACUCGAUGAGCGUAAGUAACGAAAUUGUGAAAGACAAAAGUGUUUUCUCAAUUUCGCAUAAUUUUUCAACGAUUAUUAAUGCUUGAAAAGAAAUAUUUUUCAAGUUGGACGCAACGAAAUUAAUGUAAAUCAUGACGAAUCAUGUUGUAUACGAUUCUACUUAAUGUCAGAGAAUUUGAAUCGUGCGAUAUUAACGCGUUCGUCAGCGCAGUGGAAACGGAAAUGUGCAGUCAGACACGUUGGGCCUUUAAUUGUGGAUACGAAUAAGUAAUUUUCAAAUAAUCUCAGGUGAUCUUUCUUCUUUUUCACUGGAACGGUAACAGUCAAUCAAGAUGCAGGACUCGCAGAGAUACGAAGAACAUACCAUAUAUAAGACAGGAUCACCCUGCAGCCUGCGAAAACUUCGAGACAUGGUACCGGCCAGGGUGGUGCUGUACAUGUUGUCGUUCUCGGGGUUUACUGUCUCCUUCAUGAUGAGGAACGACAUCAACAUCGCCAUGGUGGCGAUGGUGAAACCGCCGUCCACGAAAUCGGACACCAACGACGCGAUGACAUCUCAUCAUUGUUAUGUAACGCCGAAUGUAUCGUUCGUCAACAAUACCACCACGCCGAUCAGACUUGAGGAUCGAGGAGAGUUCGAUUGGAGUCCAACAAUUCAAUCAGCCAUUAGUGGUUCCUUCUACUGGUGCUACAUAUUGUCACAAGUGGUCGGUGGUGUUUUGACACAAUAUUUCGGCACGAAGACGGUAUUCGGUGGGUCACAGCUGAUCACAGCGGUCUGCAGCUUGCUGAUGCCUUCUGCAGCUGGCAUCCAUUAUGGUUUCAUGAUUGCUCUGCGCAGUAUACAAGGCAUUGCCAGUGGACUCACGUGGCCGGCGAUGUACGCCAUCGUUGGGCAUUGGAUACCACCCGUGGAACGUUCGCGUUUCAUGUCUUCCUUUCAAGGGUUCAGCUUUGGGAUCGGGAUAACCUAUCCAUUGUGCGGAUUCAUCAUCGCCCAUUUCGGUUGGAGAGCGGUCUUCUAUACGACCGGCAGCAUCGGUAUGUUCUGGUGCCUUUUCUGGUAUUUCUUCGCCUUCGACACGCCUGCCAGCCAUCCAAGAAUAUCCCAACAGGAGUUACGGUACAUUCAAGGAAGCGUUGGAAAUCAAGUUCACGGAACGACCGAGGGUCUGCCAGUUCCAUGGGGUUCCAUUCUGAGAUCUUGGCCAGCAUGGUCGAUUGGUAUCACCACAUUCGGAAGGAUAUGGGUUCACUAUAUUUUCAUCAUUUCCGGACCAAUGUACAUGAAGACAGUUCUAGGGUUCAGUAUUCAAGCGAAUGGAGUUCUUUCCGGUUUACCGUUCAUCUGUAGCUACUUCAGCUCCGUAGCCUUCUGCUACGUAGCCGAUGUCCUUGUAACGAGGCAGAUUUUGUCACUGACAAACGUCCGCAAGGUGUUCACCGCUCUUUCACAAGUAGUUCCUGGAAUAAUGUUAGUGUUGAUCGGCUAUCUGGGCUGCGACAUCGUCCUGGUUUUGGUGGUAUGGUUCAUAGCCGUCACCCUUAUCACUGCUGCUUACGCAGGGGCGAUGGCAAACAUCGUUGAUAUAGCGCCAAAUUUUGCUGGUCCGAUAUUGGCGUUUGCACAAACCAUUCACAUGUCCGCCAGUUUUCUGUCUCCGGUGGUAGCUGGUCUACUCACUCAGAAGAGUCAAGCACUCGACGCGUGGAGACAGGUAUUCGGGGUCACUGCUUGCGUCGCGUGCGCCACUUACGUUGUAUACCAGAUCUUUGGUACGGCCGACAUCCAAGCGUGGAAUUAUCCGGACCAAAAGUAUCCGCAAUCGGUUCAAGAAGAUUCGCAACCUUUGAACGAGUCUCCUCAGAAGAACGGAAAGAUCGUCAAGUCUCGGUCGAACGUGUCCGAGGAAGCGUAACACGAUCGUUGUUCGUCCCUGAUAAGAAAGAAGAGUAUAAAGUAUACUCUUGUCACAGACGAUUACAAACACUUCUCCUUUUAAUCUCGCAAAGAGACGAUCAACCUUAAGAUAUAAUAUUUAUUAUAUAUACACACACGCGCGAGAAAAGUCUAUUUUUUUCGUAAUAUCUCUGUAUGUAUGUGCAUAGAAGUCGGUAGUUCGUCCGUGGGAGAAGUGAUAGUCAGGGUAAUGUACAUUGUAAAGUUUAUAGGAUAUUUUUAUGAGAAUUCUCGAAUUAACGCAUUUCGAAAUCUUUUUUUUUUUUAUUAACACCUUACUUACCGUUUAAUAGUAACCGAAGAUCAAAAGAAGUAACUCUGACUUUGAAUUUUUUCAGCAUUGUAAGAUAAAUUAAUUUUUAUUAUUUUAAUUGAGUUUCAGGUGAUUUAUUAAUCGCUUUUCAGUGAAGAACCAAUGGUAUUGAAACGUUUGUUAAUAGACUUCCGGUAAAUAAAGUGUUAAGGUCUUGUUUCGAAGCGAAAUGCACAAAAAGUUUAUUCGCAAUGUUAAUUAACAUGUUUCACGAUUCAAAGCGACCCUUUGCUCGCGUAUUAUUUUCUGUGAUUAAAUCCUUUUUUUAAUAAGAUCUUGAUCGUUAAUGAGCGCGCAAAAGAGGAAUGAACCUCGUAGAAGCGCCAAGAGAACAGUCUCCAAAUUCCGAAAAUUGAAAACUAUAAAAUGUUGGAACGAACAGUUUGGAUACUGUUGCCUUCUAUGUUCUUACGAAUACUUCUCUGUGUAAAUUACAAUUACCACUUAAUUGUAGAAUUUCUCUUUCUCUCUGUUAAGAAGUGUUUGUUCUACGUAACUCUUAAUCAAGAGAUGACGACACGUAUUUAUAUGUUUGCCAGUGAUAUUUUCUCAAUGCCCUGUUAGAAUACAUGGUGUAAAAAGGAGUUUAUAAAGAAAAAAAAAUUUCGUACGAUACUGUACUUAGAGACCAUAUUUACACAGAAAUAUUUAAUACGCUGUAGGAUUAGAAACAAUACGAUGUACAAAAAUAUAAAGCGACAGAGAUGUUAUAUACUACCACUGAUCGAUGCCUUGUAUUAGCUAUAAUUUCUUUCAUCUCUUUCGACAAACAGUUUCAAUGAAAAAUUAUCUUUCAUUUAUGUACUUAAAAAAUUUAUUUCAUCAGUUGUAUCGUCUUUAGUUCAACCCUCGAAUGGGGGGUCAUUGAUGAUUUAUUUAACUUUCAAGUGAAGAUAAAUUUUUCCAUUUUAAUUUUUAAAAAUUUUAAACGAUUCUUUAACUACCGUCUUUGUCGACAAAUUUCACUAUCUAAUUUUAAUUAGAAUUGACCCCUCUAUUCGAAAAUUGAUUGACCCCUCUAUUCGAAAAAACAAAUAGAAAGAAACUUUUCGUUCUCAGGAGAAGAUUUGUUCGACUCACAAUCAAUGAUUCCAUUCACUUAAGGAACACAAAUACUAAGAGAGAUGAUCGUUGCAAAGUAUUGUAAUUUUAAUUAUUUUUAUACUGGCACCGUUUACAUGCGAUAAAUGUUAAGCCAACUUUCUCUUUGUUAAUCGUUAGUUGUAAGUAAUUUAAGUUACACGCAGAUGCUUAAACAAUAAAUACCGGAAAUUAGGUGAAAUAAAUCCUCGUAUACGUAAGCGUACAAAUACGAAUUGUUCACGUAGAAGAAAUUGUCAGUCGUUAGAAAUUCUAAUAAAUCUGCGUGUACUUUUUUCUUCUGUGCUAUGUGCAGAAAUUUAACACUUUCGUUGAAUGAGAACAAAAAUUCAUUUCACCGGUUGUAUCGUCGCUAAUUUAAUUGCGAUGCUUAAUUAUAUUAAGCAUUAAUUGUGAAUCAAAAAUAGUUCUGUUGUGCGAACGACACAUCUCGGAUGUGUCACUCGAAAUCAGGUCACUUUGUAACGAGAUCGAAUACCAUGUAAUUCAUGGCGAGAAUAUGACAAGAACAUGAGCAAAUUCAAAAAUAUAUGAUUACGUAUAAUUUCAUUAAAAUGCUGUUGAUAUUUCUAA
Molecule: messenger RNA, 4540 nt
Organism: Osmia bicornis bicornis
Lineage: Eukaryota; Metazoa; Arthropoda; Insecta; Hymenoptera; Megachilidae
Product: sialin-like
Exons: 13
Coding region: 926-2512 (528 amino acids)
Biological process (GO): transmembrane transport; monoatomic anion transport
Cellular component (GO): plasma membrane
Molecular function (GO): transmembrane transporter activity
Source: RefSeq, a predicted model, not a curated record